CCCACCGGAAGUGUAAAUAUUCUCACGGUUUAUUUUGCCCGCGUGCGUGUUUUAGUCUGACGUGACUCGGUUGUGUAAAUAUUCGUCAUUUCCGGUCAUUAUGUCGGCGGUGCAGCGGAUGAAAGUAGCGAACGAGAAACACAGCAAGACCAUCACACAGCGCGGGCACGUGCAGAAGACCGCGCGGGUGCAGGGAGAAGAGAAAUCUCCAGUUGGUCCGUGGCUCCUCGCUCUCUUCGUGUUUGUGGUGUGUGGCUCAGCUAUCUUCCAGAUCAUACAGAGUAUCAGACAGGGGAUGUAGGACGAGGAUCAAAGGGUCUGGUGAUGGUCAUGAUGAAGCUCCUCCCACUGACACCUGACUGAUCAAUCACCUGCUCAUGUGUAGAGUUUACAAUACAGUGAAGCUGUUCUCUUACUGACUGUGUGUGUGUGUGUGUGUGUGUGCACGUGUGUUGCUAUGCAAUAAUUUUAUACCAGCAAAUAAACUAUUUUCUCUACACACACAGCCAUCGGUCUGUAGUGAUGUCACUGACACACACUGCAGUUUCAGUUUAUUAUUAUGAUUAUUUUGUAAACAAACAACAAGCACCUGUAAGUGAUUUAGCUGAAUGAUGUUAAACGUUUUUGUGUUUCUCU
This is a messenger RNA of Clarias gariepinus (North African catfish), 636 nucleotides long. RefSeq lists its product as uncharacterized. The transcript has 3 exons. The record is from RefSeq and is a predicted model, not a curated record. Lineage: Eukaryota; Metazoa; Chordata; Actinopteri; Siluriformes; Clariidae. The coding region runs from base 101 to 301 and encodes 66 amino acids. Gene Ontology annotation, biological process: endoplasmic reticulum unfolded protein response. Gene Ontology annotation, cellular component: endoplasmic reticulum.